This is a messenger RNA of Knipowitschia caucasica, 1194 nucleotides long. NCBI's taxonomy places the organism in Eukaryota, Metazoa, Chordata, Actinopteri, Gobiiformes, Gobiidae. The record is from the annotation of a GenBank genome assembly.
AUGGAGGUGGGGUUGAAUGUUUGUGUGGGGGUUGGGGUUUGGGGGGGGUGGUAUUUAGUGUAUUGUUUUGUAUUUGAAUGGGUUUGGUUGGGUGGGUGGGGGGGGGGGGGUUUGUUUGUGGGAGGGGGGAGUUUGGGGUUUGAUGUGUUAAGGUGGGUGGUUGUUGUGGUUUGGGUUGGGGGGUUUUGGGUUUGGGGUUUGUGGUUUGGGUGGUUUGUUUGGUGGGGUGUGGUUGGUGUGUGGGGGGGUGGGGGGGGUUUGUGGUUUGUUUUGGGGUUUGGUUUGAGGGGGGGUUUUUUUUGUUGGGUGGUGGGUUGGGUGUGUUUGUGGUUGGGUGUGGGGGGGGGGGGUUUUGGGUGGGGGGGGUGGGGGUUUGUUGGGGUGGGUGUGGAGGUGUGUUUUGUGUGGUGUGGGGUGGUUGUGGUUUGGGUUGGGGUGGGUGUUGGAGGUUGGUGGGGGUGGGGGUUGUGUGGGGUUGUUUUGUUGGGGGGUGGGGGGUGUUUGGGUAGGGGGGGUGGGUUGUGGGUGGUUUGUGUUUGUUGGUGUUGUGGGUGGGGUGUGUUUGUUUGUGGUGUGGGGGGGGUUGGGUGUGGGGUGGUGGGGGGUUUGGGGUUGUGGGUGUGGUGGGGUGGGGGGGGGGGGGGGUGUGUGGGGGGUGUGUUUGUUGUUGGUGGUGUUGUUGGGGUGUUUGGGGGGUGUUUUGGUUGGGGGGGGGUGGGGGGGUGGGGGGUGUUGUGGUGUUUUUUUUUGUUGAUUGUUGUGGGGUGUGUGGGGGUUUUGUGGGUUUUUGGUGUUUUGGGUUGGGUGGGGUGGGGGGGUGGUGUGUGGGGGUUGUGGGGUGUUUUGUGGGGUUGGGGGUUUUGUGGGUUGGUGGGGGGUGUGGUGGUGGUGGGGUGUUGUGUUUUUAGGUGGUGGGGGGGGGGGUUGUGUGGGGGUGGGGUGUGUUGGGGUGUUUGGUGGGUUGGUGUGUGGGGGGGGUGUUGGGGUGGUGUGGGUAUGAGGGGGUGGUGGGUGUGGGUGGUUGUUGGUGGUUGUUGUGGGGGGUUGGGGGGUAUAGGGAGGUUUGGGGGUGGGGUUGUUGGGGUGUGUUGUUUUGUUUGGUGUGGGGGUUAUUGGUGGUGGGGGGGGUGGGGGGUGGUUGGUUGUGUGUGGGUGUUGGGGGGGUGGGUGAGGGUUUUGGGGUGUGGGUGUUGA